Molecule: messenger RNA, 1316 nt
Organism: Amphimedon queenslandica
Lineage: Eukaryota; Metazoa; Porifera; Demospongiae; Haplosclerida; Niphatidae
Exons: 3
Coding region: 87-1160 (357 amino acids)
Source: RefSeq, a predicted model, not a curated record
AUAAUUAUGUACACUUUUAACGAUUUUUAAUGUUUGGACAGUCACAAUAAUACUCAAUAGGGCGUGUCUGUUUGAUUGCUUUUAAUAUGGCUGGUUGGGUGAAGAAGGUCUUGUUUGGAAGGCAGUUGAGUCAUGGCUCAGAUAAUGAGAAUCCAAGCUCUUUUGAAGAAGCUUUUCAACAGCAGCAGACAGUCCUCAAUGUCUCCAAUCUAUCCACACCUGAUUCCUAUAUUGAAGAACCACCACAACUAAUGCCACAGACACUACAAACACCAGGAGGAAUUGCUUCUGGUCCAGGGAGCAAAGAAAUGACCACUGCCUACAAUAUUAGUAAUAAAAUAGUUCGGGAAAGGAUUGAGCAGGAGGCACCAGAGGAUGUUGCCAUUUUGGAUUCAAUUGCAGAGAGUGACAUUGUGUGUGUGCGUGGCACAUAUGAUCACAUUCAUCUUGUAUUGAAAGCUAUUGAUGUGCCAUUUGCACACGUAACACCAGCUCAACUACUCAAGAUGGAUCUCAAACCUGAUCAGACAGUUUACGUCAACUGUCCUUCUAGUUUUCCACCUGAAGCAGCUAAGAAGCUAUCAGGAUUUGUUGAAUCCGGUGGUAUGUUGAUUACUACUGACUGGGCACUUAAAUAUGUACUAGAGGUUGGUUUCCCAAACACAGUAAAGUACAAUGGGCGUGCGUCAGGAGAUGAAGUAGUAUCAAUUGAGAUUGUUGAUACUAAUGAUGAUGUGCUUAAAGGUUUCAUAGACCAAGAGAAGGAUGCAGCCCCAGUGUGGUGGUUAGAAGGUUCCUCCUAUCCAAUACAGGUCCUCGAUAGAGAGAGGGUUAAAGUUCUUGUUCGUUCUGAUGAGCUCAAGCGUCGUUAUGGUGAAGAUCCUGUCAUCAUUAGCUUUGAAUGGGGAAAGGGUAUAGUCUAUCACAUGAUCAGCCACUUUUAUUUGCAACGAAGUGAAACAAGGACAAAGAAACAAGAAGGAGCUGCCUCAUCUUAUGCCAAAGCACAGAACCUCUCGGCUGCUACUGUCAGCAUGCUUGAGGACAUGGAAAUGGACUCUUCUGAACUGAAUUAUGGAGCAAUCCAAAGUGCAGCAACUUCUUCUGAGUUCGUAUCUCGUGCUAUAGUUAAACAAAAGAAGCGAAAUAUGAAACUUUAACAACACAAUCAAGUUUUAUUUGGCCUGUGUAGUCACAGUUUUAAUUUUUUUUUUUUCAUUUUAUAGCUAGUUAGUUACUAUUUUUUAUAGUUUUUAUAGUUGUUUUAUGAUUUUGCCUUCCACGUUCAUUAGCCAUUAACCACACCUCAUCAAUAA